This is a messenger RNA of Penicillium riverlandense, 852 nucleotides long. RefSeq names its product class I SAM-dependent methyltransferase. The record is from RefSeq and is a predicted model, not a curated record. NCBI's taxonomy places the organism in Eukaryota, Fungi, Ascomycota, Eurotiomycetes, Eurotiales, Aspergillaceae. The coding region runs from base 1 to 852 and encodes 283 amino acids. The transcript has 5 exons.
AUGUCCACCCAAGUCCAACCGCGAGGCGAAUAUCUGCUGGUGAGAAACACGGCCGAAAGCGAGAGGCUGGAGAUGCAAUAUAAAGCCUGGCAAGCGAAUAUUGGAUAUCUCCUUCAUCCUGCCAUCCAACAACAUGAUAGUAUGCGCAUUGCAGAUGUUGGCACGGGGACUGGAAUAUGGUUACGUGACCUCGCAGAUGCUCUUCCAAAUACUUGUCAGCUCGACGGGUUUGACCUCUCAGACGCCAUGUUUCCCAGCAAGGAUGCAUUGCCGGCAAAUAUCACUUUCUAUCAACAAAAUCUCCUCGAGCCGUUCCCACAUGAAUAUCUUGGUAAAUAUGAUGUCGUCAAUGUUCGAGUGAUGGUGGUGGUUUUAUCAUCUAAUGAGUGGGAGCCUGCUGUGCGAAAUAUGAUGACACUUCUUAAACCUGAUGGCUAUUUGCAAUGGGUCGAUUGUGCUGCACAUGAGUGUGUAGUCAAAGGGGUGCCCGAGGGAAAACGAGCCAUAAAUGCACAACACGGAAUCGACCUGUUCAGGAAGACUUUGAAUGCGCUAGGGAAAACGCCAAAUAUUGCUCUCCUUCAGGGUAUUUUCCAGAAAAGUGGACUGGUAUCUUGUGAAGAGAAAAUCUACACUCUUGACAACCCAGACACUCGGGAGAACGUCAAUUUCACGGUUGUUGUUGGAAUCCAGCAUAGUCUGACAGCUGCAUGCAGAAUGCACAAGUUGGACGAAAUAAAAUCCAUUGAUCAGAUUAUGGACCUAAAGGAGGCUGUCUUAGGGGACUUAAAUGAUGUACCUUGUUAUUAUUGUUAUGACGUUUACGUCGUUAUUGGAAGAAAGUUAGCUUAA